GGGAGUGUAUGAGAGAGAGGGGGGAGAGGGAGCAUCAAGUCACCAGGACAGGCUCCACUGUAAACGCUGUCAAGGUACGAGCGCAAGCACCGGGAGGCCACAUUCCGCGUAAAAUAAUGGAUGGAACAAAGCCGGUCAUGGAGUCCAACGCCGAGGAGACCCAGGACGAGGGGCAGGAGAGCAAAGGAUGCUUCGAGUGCUGCAUCAAGUGUCUGGGCGGGGUGCCCUACGCCUCGCUGGUGGCCACCAUCCUCUGCUUCUUGGGCGUGUCUCUGUUCUGCGGCUGUGGGCACGUGGCGCUGACCGGCACCCUGACCAUGCUGGAGAACCACUUCUCCAGGAUCACCAGUGACCACGCCACCCUCGCUGCAGUGAUCCAGAUCUUUCAGUAUGUCAUCUACGGCAUCGCCUCCUUCUUCCUCGUCUACGCCAUCCUCCUGCUGGGUGAGGGCUUCUACACCACCAGCGCCAUCAAGAAGGAGCUACAGAGUGACUUUAAGACCACUAUAUGUGGACGCUGCAUCACUGCCUUCUUCAUGUUCCUGACCUACAUCUUUGCUCUGGUUUUCAUCGCCAUCUUCUGCUUCACGGCAAUCCCGGUUUUCCUCUUCUUCAACAUGUGGAAUACCUGCGCUGCCAUGAGAUCUCCAGACUCCAACAUCACGUCUAUUGACUCCAUCUGUGUGGACGUCAGGCAGUACGGCAUUAUUCCCUUGAACGCAACGCCCGGGAAAGCUUGUGGAGCCACGCUGACGGAUAUCUGCAACACCAACGAGUUCUACCUGUCCUACCACCUCUACAUCGUGGCGUUGGCCGGCGCCGGGGCCACCGUCAUCGCACUGAUCCACUAUCUGAUGAUUCUAGCGGCUAACUGGGCCUAUCUGAAGACUGCAGCUUCCACGCACGACUACCAGGACAUCAAGACCAAGGACGACCAGGACCUGGAGGCCGAGGCGCGCUCCAAGGAGGGCCAGAACUCCUCCUCCUACUCAUAAAGGACAAAACGUCCUCUCUUGCCAUUGUUCAUCCUAUCUCCAAAUCUUAACCCCAUCCUGAAACCCCUAGCGCCCCCAAACCCCCCCGCCUCCCCUCCGACAAAACAAGCCACCUCGGUCAUGUUCGACAGCCCCCCAGUCUCCUGAUUCUCCAUCCUCUUCCCUUUGCCCGGAUGCUUUUUUUCUGCUCAGAGACGCCAGAGUGCGCUCUCACACCCAAAAAGGGGAAGAGGAUAGAGGGUCAGGAGGAGCGGCAGGCCCAGACGGAGGCUGGUGCUUCAGAACGGGAAGGCUCGCCCCGUCGGGGGUCGAGCUCAGGUACGGUACAUCGGUUCCAGAAGCCCCUCCCCCUCCCUGUGCUUUUGGGCGGCGGCUCGUGAACGUGGCCCGGCUGUGAUGGCCUCGCGCCCUGAGCCAGCACAGCCUCUCGACACAUAGCUCCUAAAAAAAGAAAAAUAAUAAAAAAAAAAAAAAAAA
This is a messenger RNA of Fundulus heteroclitus (mummichog), 1472 nucleotides long. RefSeq names its product neuronal membrane glycoprotein M6-b. The record is from RefSeq and is a predicted model, not a curated record. NCBI's taxonomy places the organism in Eukaryota, Metazoa, Chordata, Actinopteri, Cyprinodontiformes, Fundulidae. The transcript has 7 exons. Gene Ontology annotation, molecular function: structural constituent of myelin sheath. Gene Ontology annotation, biological process: central nervous system myelination; axon development. Gene Ontology annotation, cellular component: plasma membrane; myelin sheath. The coding region runs from base 9 to 995 and encodes 328 amino acids.